UUUGUAACACACAGAAAUAAAAAUGUUGGUGUAAUGCUGCUCAAGAGGCUGCAGUCUGAUAAACUGUUGUUGCAUACUUAUUUGUAAUAUUGUUAAAACAAUUCAAGCCUCCCUAAAAACAAGCCUCUCAAGACUAUACAGUUGUUUCCAACAGGUCCUGAUUAUAUCAACGCUGAUGAUACGGACUACAGUCACACUGGCAUGGAUCGUUCUGUGCUUCAGGACAAGUCUUUCUUUGGAGAAUUCAGGGUUUUUACUGCCUGAUAAUUACUCCAAAUAUGAGCCUCCGAUUGGUACACAUGGAGAGCCAGUCACAGUGGAGCUUAGCCUGCACAUCUUGGACAUCGUACUGGACGAACGCGCUCAGACGGUCAAGUUUGACUCCUACUUCCGAACAUUUUGGAAGGAAAACCGCUUCAUUAUUGAAAACAUGACGAAGCCGUACGUGCAAAUGGACACGGACGCCAUUUCGAAGCUGUGGCUGCCCAACCUGUUCGCCCUGUUCGUCCAAAAGGUGGAGAAGCCAGAGCUGAUCAUUCCCGCGGCCGGUGUUCAUCUGUACCAAGACAAAACCAUUUUCCGGACGAGCCUGUACCUCAUAACGGUCAAGUGCAACAUGGUCUACUUCAACUACCCGAUGGAUAGGCAGACCUGCCGGGUGAAGAUACAAAGCUAUAUCUACAGCGUGGAGACGCUGCUGCUGGAGUGGCACACGAAGGGCAUCACUCACGAGGAUAUCGUCAUGAGCAGCUUCUACCUGGAGGAGAUUCGCAUGCUGCCGCCAGUCACCAUACACAUUCUAAUUGAUUCGUAUGCGGAGCUCAACUUCGAGAUGCGUUUCAAGCGCAAGCUGCGCUUCUCCAUCCUGGCCGUGUAUGUGCCCAGUCUGUUGGUGGUGAUGGUCAGCUGGCUCUCGCUAUGGGUUCCUCCCGAAAUGGUGCCCGGUCGGAUGGUGCUGGUCAUCACCACUCUCCUGACACUCACCGCACUCUUCAGCGCCAAUGUCCAAGGAAUGCCUGAGGUCAGUUACGUCAAGGCGAUAGACGUCUGGACACUAGCAUGUAUCGUCUUCGUCUUCGGGACAAUCCUGGAGUACAUAGUCGUCCUCAGACUAUCUCAAAAGAAAGGAACCACGGUUGUUGAUGCAAAAGGGCAAUCAAAGGUGACGCCCCUGAAGGGCAACUGGACGAUGACGGGCGCCGAGAAGGCCGAUCGUCUGGAGCGGUUCUCCCGACUGGCCUCCGUGGUGGCCUUUGCCAUCUUCAACAUCGCCUACUGGGCCUACUACCUGGGCUGAUAGACGAGCUAAAUCUCCGCGGCCUGGUCGUAAGCCCUGCAUGAAGUCGUCGAGAGGCAUCAAAAGUCAAAGCAUGUGAAGCAUGCCAUUCUCCAAGAAGCGCUGCUGCCAUUCCAGUGAAUGUCAAAGGUGACAAAGACUAUUUAUACUCGUAUGCUGAGGCCUGAGGGCGACAUAAGCUUGCCCAGAAUAUGAUAUGGCAGUAGCAAUGCCUCUGGUCAUCAGGUGCUAUACUGCACGGCAUAAAAUAAAGCACAAAUGGGAGGAGUGGUAUAAUAAAGAGAUGGAAUACGGAGA
This is a messenger RNA of Amphibalanus amphitrite, 1594 nucleotides long. Its product is annotated as glycine receptor subunit alpha-2-like. Gene Ontology annotation, biological process: nervous system process; chemical synaptic transmission; regulation of membrane potential. Lineage: Eukaryota; Metazoa; Arthropoda; Thecostraca; Balanomorpha; Balanidae. The transcript is spliced from 12 exons. Gene Ontology annotation, molecular function: neurotransmitter receptor activity; transmembrane signaling receptor activity; chloride channel activity. The record is from RefSeq and is a predicted model, not a curated record. Gene Ontology annotation, cellular component: synapse; membrane; neuron projection. The coding region runs from base 176 to 1297 and encodes 373 amino acids.